AAUGCGUGUCAUAUGACUGUGACACCCAUGGAGACAGUUACAAGGAACAAGAUUUGGUCGUGGAUUUGAAAAAGGAAAGAGACUUUCUGUACCGAAUUCAUUUUGGUACAAGAUGCCUCCGACUCUCUUUCAGAAACUUUUUAACAAGAGAAAUGCGUUUUCGUCGCCGCCCCCGAGGUGUAGCAAAGAGGACCCAGCUUUCAGCUGGCCACUUCCCCAGUUGGAGCCCAGUCAGAUCAGGCUGAUAGUGUACCAGGACUGCGAGAGGCGUGGCAGAAAUGUCCUGUUUGACUCCGCCGCCAAAAAAAGGGCUACGGAGGAAACCCCCAUUCCCAGCGCUGAGUCCCAGGUGAAGAUGUUUGGAAAAUGCUGCCAGCUUCGUCCUACAGGAGGCAGCAGCAGUUCCCUGGACAGCUCCUCUUCCUGCACCUCAGAAACCAAGGAAUCCAAGGAGCAAGGCCUCCGCUUCCAGGGUUCAAGGUGUUCAUCAGAUGUGGUUAUGCUGGGUGAAAUGAUGUUUGGCUCUGUGGCCAUGAGCUACAAAGGCUCUACACUUAAAAUCCACCAGAUCAGAUCACCACCUCAGCUGAUGCUGAGUAAAGUCUUCACCGCCAGGACGGGAGGCAGCGUGUACGGCAGCCUGAACACGUUACAGGACAGCCUGGAGUUCAUUGGACAGGACAACAACACCCUAAAGCCUGAUCAAAACACUGGGCCCAACAAUCUGCUAGGGAACAUAGGAUUUUCUCAGCUCUGCAGCCCUCGACGGGCCUUCUCUGAACAGGGCCCUCUACGCCUCAUCAAGAGCGCUUCUUUCUUUUCAGGCCACAGUCACCCUAUGGACAUGCCUGGCCGAGGGCUGUACGACGAGAGGGACAGUGGCAUCGCCAGGUCUGCUUCCUUGAGCAGCCUGUUGAUCACUCCCUUCCCAUCCCCGAGCUCGUCCUUGACCAGCAGCUGUGCGUCCAGUUACCAGCGCCGAUGGCUCCGUAGUCAAACAACCAGCCUAGAAAACGGCGUCUUCCCCCGAUGGUCGGUGGAGGAGAGCUUCAACAUGUCGGAUGAAAGCGGCGGUCCAAGUCUGGGUGUGAUUCGGAAGAAGAAGAUAGCCAUAGGUGUCAUCUUCACGCUGUCCCCCAACGCUGAGGAAAACAGCCGCUUCCAAGAUUUCUUCUUCUCUCACUUUCCACUCUUUGAAAGCCACAUGAACAAACUAAAGAGUGCAAUUGAGCAGGCCAUGAAGAUGAGUCGGCGGUCAGCUGAUGCCAGCCAGAGGGCUCUGGCUUACAGCCGAAUGGUGGAGGGACUCAACGAGUUCAGGAUGACCAUCUGUGACCUCUACACCAUGCCCCGAGUGGCCGAACCCGUCUGGUUGACUAUGAUGUCUGGAGCAUCAGAGAAGAACCAGCUCUGUGGUCAAUUCAUGAGGGAGCUUUCUCUGCUGAUGGAGCAGGCCUCCAAGAACCAAUUCCUUCCUGCAUUAUUGACAGCGAUUCUGACCAAUCAUCUGGCUUGGGUGCCCACCGUCAUGCCAAAUGGGCAGCCUCCAAUCAAGAUCUUUCUUGAAAAGCACUCCUCCCAGAGCGUCGACAUGCUGGCAAAGACGCACCCCUACAAUCCUCUCUGGGCACAGCUAGGGGACCUGUAUGGGGCCAUUGGCUCCCCAGUUCGGCUGUCAAAGACUGUAGUAGUUGGCCGCAGACAGGAGCUUGUCCAGAGACUCCUUUAUGUCCUUACCUACUUCAUUCGCUGCUCUGAGCUGCUGGAGACGCACAUGCUGGACAGUGCUGAGGACGAGGCCAUUGUCAUGCCCGGCUCUCUCAUAACUACCUCCCUUAGAAAGGGCGAGGUGGAGGAGUCGGAUUAUGUCCUGGUUACCGUCCAUAAACCCAGCGGAGACUACCUGUCCCAAGGGGCCCACAGUCAGCAGACUGAGACAGAAGACAGCAUCUAUCCAUCAGACAACAGCCUGCAGAGCAGCACAUUCACAGACAAUGAAGUGGAGCACAGUGCUGGAGAUGCGCCCAACGAGGAAGAGGAGGAUGACGAGGAUGAGGAAGACAGCAGCGAGAGCCAGGGAUCGAGGAGCAGUGUGCUUCAGGCAGGACACGGCCAGGGCACAAUUCCCAUUAACAGGACUGCAGAAGUAGCAGAAGCUAAGGAUGUGUGCAAGGAAUCUAGCAGCCGACUGUUCACAGAGGCUCGAGUGGAGACGGUGCUGCACGUCGGCUUGGCUUCCACCAGAGAGCGGGUCUGUGUGCUGGAUACAGAGACCAAGGGUGACCUGAAACCUAUUGAUCCAUCCAUCCCCACAACCCUUGGAUCAGAUCCAUCCAUACCUGCCCCCACAGAAGGUAAAAACUGUGGGUUAGAUGCUUUAAUUAAUGCAGCAUCUGGAAACCAGACCACUAAAGUGCUGGCUGCUCGGCAUUUGGGGAUGCCUUUGGAGAAGAAGCCUCCAGAUAAGAACCUGAUUGCUGGAGCAUCAGUGAUACCGGGAAACUCUGUGACAGGGCCCAUGGCUUUGACUCUACCAGAAGACGAAGAGCCAACAACAAAAGUGACUUUUCUCAUUGGAGACUCCUUGUCUCCUGAAUCAGACACAGAGAGCCGCGGAAGGAAGGUGGAGGAGGACUACAAGAAACACAUGCAGCAGCUGCAGCAGCCAUCACAGCAUCAACGAGGACAGCAUUAUCAGCAACAACCGCAGCAGCUGCAGAUGGGAGCCGAGCUAAAGACCAGCUGCACCAGAAUGUCAGAGGACCAAACCAAACAGACCAAGGCAGUUUCCACCCUGCAGCGGGUACCUAGCAAGAUCUCCCAGUGGGACCUGAACUGUAGAGAUGAUUUUGAUGUUUAUUUCAACCCUGGGGAAACUAGGACUAUAGAUAAUGUUGCCAAACAACAUGAGGCCAGUAGGAACAAGGACUCGGUGGACUUUUCAGCUGCUUCUCGCUAUCAUGAACUAGGGGAUCAUGGCUUUCACAGUAAGGCCAGGGUGCAGGGUUUGGGCCUUUGUUUAGGUCCAAGUAGUGGAGAGAUGCAGUCAUGCAGGAAGGGAGAGAGGUUGUUGGAUAUGGAGAGGAGGUGCAGGUGUGAAUCUACAGACUCUUCUGACAUCUGCGUCUGCAGGGGCUGUCCUGCUGAGCAGGACAAAGAUCUUGUGUUAUCAGUCCCCGUUCCCCAGGAUCCAAGGAGUAACAACAAAGAGGACCAAAAGCACAAAUCAGCGCCCAUCAAUGACUGGGAAAUACCACGCAACGAAAGCUCAGACAGUGCGCUGGGAGACAGUGAGAGUGAAGAGACCGAGGACUGGCAGGAGGAAGUUCUGGUGCCUUUUCCUGGGUCAAAGCUGGUGGAGAACUACUCUAAGCCAAGCAUUGCUAAUUUUGGCCGGUCUCUCUUUGGAGGCUACUGCCCCACCUAUGUGCCAGACUUUGUACUGCAUGGGAUGCCUGGUGACGAGAAGCUACGGCAGAACCUCAUGACUGAAUUAACCCAUGCAGUUCAGCAUCCAGUAUUGGAUGAGCCCAUAGCCGAGGCCGUCUGCAUUAUAGCAGACACAGACAAGUGGACAGUGCAGGUGGCGAGCAGUCAGAGACGAGCCACCGAUGUCAACAAGCUGGGGAAGGAGGUCCUGGUGUCCAGCCUGGUUUCCAGCUUAUUGCAGUCCACUCACCAGCUUUACAAACUCAACGUGUCCCCCAACUUUUGUAUAAUGCACCUUGAGGACCGUCUGCAGGAGAUCUACUUUAAGAGUAAGAUGCUUGCUGAGUAUUUGAAGGGCCAGACCAGAGUCCAUGUGAAAGAACUGGGCAUGGUUUUAGGAAUCGAGUCCAGCGACCUCCCCUUGCUAGCUGCUGUGGCCAGCACUCACUCCCCCUAUGUUGCCCAGAUCUUACUAUGAAACAGUACUGGCACUGAGGUCUCCAACAGUUUGCUUCCUGGGGAGGCCGGUCAGAGCUGUGUGGUGCCACCCCGGCCCCAGAAACGGGCCGUCCACACUCUGCUGCUGACUCUUGAUAUGGUUUCCUGACCCGCGUGUCUGUGUGGCGUGGGUCUUUAUGGACCACAGCCAGAGCUGACACUUAAACUCAUUGCGGCUAUUUCGGAGCAAUGAUGAUGUUGAACCACAGGGUGGAGUUAGAGACCACAGACCCAGAGAUGGAGCGAGGCACUGCGGAUGAAUGGAAACAUCCCUGAGAUGACCUUCUCCUGUCGUUGUUUGAAUGUUUUUAAAUAGGACUCUUUCAUUUUAGGACACAAAAGCCAAAGACUUUAAUUUUAUUUUUCAGCUGAAAAUGGAAAUCUAAGGGUGUCUAUAGUGUAAUAACAAUGGAUUUUGUUUCUUCAUCUGCUUUUUUUCCCCCUGUACAAUCUUAAACCUGGUCAUACGAAGUGAUGAAUAACAUGUUUAAAUGAAGCAGACAGAUGAUUUUAAACUUUACUUUGAGGUAAAUAUCACUUGGAAGAGAACUUUAUCAAUCUCAUGCCAAUUAAGUCUUUUUGUUUAUCAUCAGGACUUUGUUUACAGGCCAAAUUUCCCUGAGUUAGAUCAAAAGAUUUUGCUUUUUGUCAAACUACAGUGCCCACCUGACUUUUUGUUUUGUUUUUGCAAACUUGUUUUGAAACGGGGAAUUAAGUGGCUUUGACAUUCUUAUCACAGGUACAGCACUACCUCAGAUCUUCAUAUGGGCAUGUGGCUAACCAUGUACAGCCGCCCCAUAGAAAACCCUGAGGUACUUUCUAAGCUAUUUUAAUCAGAGGAAUGUCAACUGUGCAGACUCUAUGCUGUGUUCUCAUAAAAUUUUUUAAAAAAGGGAAAGGCUGUGUAAUUCCUUAAGAUGAUUGAUUCACACAAAAAAGGAAGAUAAACUUAUUUUUGCGUCAGAAUGUGAUUAAAUGGGGUCCCUUUAUACUGUGGAAAAGCUAAACCAUGCAUUAUCUGCAUCUAUUUUACAACCAAAAAAGAAAAAAUGCUGAAAUAUUUUCACACUUUUAUAGCUUUGCCACCUUUAUACGAUGUUUACGGCGUUGAUGUUUGCUGCAACGAGAGGAAUAGAGGAACACAGUAGGCCUUAUAGUGGAUAUGUAUAUAUCAGCUGACACUAUUCUCAAGCUUGUUUCUAUUACAGUUAGACUCACAAAAUACAAAACUAUAGUAGGACACGUUUUCCUUUUGUUUUCUUGGCAUUGGCAGAUUUUGGUUGUUAUGCAAUAUAAGCAGGGUGCGAUUUGUUGAGGGUAAAAAUGCAGGUUUAGAUUUUGUGGAAUCUGGGACACUCUUCUUCUUUUUUCUUUUUUCUUUUUUUUUUGAAAAUAAAUCUUGAAUUGAUGGGAAAAAUUUAACACGUUCACAAACUGCCCAAAUCAGAGAGAGCGCCACAUAUUUUCUAACUAUAGUGUACUUUUUAUCCAGCACCUUGGAGGCAGUGGGACAAUUUUUGAACUUCUGCAAAUCUCUAAGAUGAAAAUAUUGUUUGAGCUUGUUAAUGGAAGUGCAGUCUAACUGCACUCUCUGAAAGCGGCACUCUAACCCUGGGAAUUGCACAGUGUUUGUGUGUGUGUGUGUGUUUGUUCAGCCCAAAUCGCACCCUGGGUAUAACCCAAGUCUUAACGGAAAAGUGGCAUAAAUGUGUCGCAGGCUUCUGGAGAGCUCGUUUUUGCUGUUAUAAUUGAUAUAUACAUAUAUGCUUGUUACUGUAUUUGAAGAUACUCCGCUAUAUCAGCCUACUUUUUUUUUUUUUUUUUUUUUUUUUUUUUUGUACAAGCCAGCCAUUAUGUUUAAAGGGUAGGGAUUUAUAUCUCCUUUUCCCUCUUUGUAUAUGGAUAAAUUAUUUAGUUGCCCGUGUUUAAGCGUAACGGUUUGUGUAAACUGUACAUACUCAAGUUUAUUUCCAUGUAUUUGUACAGAAUGUCUUUUAAAUAAUUGUCUCCUCGAAUUUAUUCUUUUCCCAAUUUUAUGGGAACGUUGUGCAAUAAAGAUGCUGAUGAUGAAAAUUCC
Molecule: messenger RNA, 6004 nt
Organism: Oreochromis aureus
Lineage: Eukaryota; Metazoa; Chordata; Actinopteri; Cichliformes; Cichlidae
Gene: fnip1
Product: folliculin interacting protein 1
Exons: 18
Coding region: 113-3907 (1264 amino acids)
Cellular component (GO): cytoplasm
Molecular function (GO): protein-folding chaperone binding; ATPase inhibitor activity
Source: RefSeq, a predicted model, not a curated record